GGUCACUAGGGUUUCGAACGGAAAUGUUCACUCCGCAAAGAAAUCGGUGGCCGGAGACUGACCGGAAGGGAAAGGCCAUAGCUUUUUCCGACGAAAUCAUGACACCUCCCCCACAAACGAUGCUUCUCCGAGAGAACGAUGAUUGGUUAAAGUUCAAAGAGGUUGGUUUGCUCGAUGAAGCUUCUCUAGAAAGAAAAGAUCGUGAUGCUCUUAUUGAGAAAAUCUUGAAGCUUGAAAAAGAGUUGUUUGAUUAUCAACAUAACAUGGGGCUUUUGCUAAUUGAGAAGAAGAAGUGGACUUCAACUAAUGAAGAACUUCAACAAGCUUAUGAUGAAGCUACAGAGAUUCUUAAACGUGAAAGGACUUCGAAUUUAAUUGCUUUAAAUGAAGCUGACAAAAGAGAAGAGAAUCUUAGAAAAGCUUUGAUCGCUGAGAAGCAAUUUGUGGCUGAGCUUGAGAAGGAUUUGAAGUAUUGGCAACAAGAACAUUCUGUGGUGAAGUCUACUUCUGAGGAAAAGUUAGCGGAAGCUAAUGCUUUGGUUAUUGGUAUGAAGGAAAAAGCUUUAGAGGUGGAUAGAGAGAGGGCUAUUGCUGAAGAAAAGUUUUCGGUGGUUAAUAGAAAGAGUUCUGAGUUAGAACGGAAACUAAAGGAGGUGGAGACUCGUGAAAAGGUGCUUCAAAGGGACCAUCUUUCGCUAGUUACAGAACGAGAAGCACAUGAGGCAGUGUUUUACAAGCAGAGAGAAGACCUACAGGAAUGGGAGAAGAAGCUUACACUAGAAGAAGAUAGGUUGUCUGAAGUUAAAAGAAGUAUUAACCAUAGAGAAGAAAUAAUUAUGGAAAAGGAAAGAACCAUCAAGAAGAAAGAGAAGAUCCUUGAAAACUUGCAGCAAAAGAUUUCUAUUGCUAAGUCAGAAUUGACAGAGAAAGAAGAAUCUAUAGAGAUUAAGCUAAAUGACAUUUCUUUGAAGGAAAAAGACUUCGAGGCCAUGAAGGCUAAAGUUGAUAUCAAAGAGAAGGAGCUCCAUGAGUUUGAGGAGAAGCUUAUUGAGAGGGAGAAGAUGGAGAUUGGGAAGCUCCUUGAUGAUCAGAAAGCUGUUCUAGAUUCAAGAAGGCAUGAGUUUGAAAUGGAGCUUGAACAGAUGAGGAGAUCCCUUGAUGAAGAACUUGAGGGAAAGAAAGCUGAAAUCGAGCAGCUGCAAGUUGAGAUCAGCGACAAAGAAGAGAAGUUGGCUAAGAGAGAGGCAUCUUUAGAAAAAAUGGAGGAGGGAUUGAAGGAGAAAGAGAAGGAUCUUGAAACAAGUCUCAAAACUGUGAAGGAAAAAGAAAAAUCUCUAAAAGCUGAAGAGAAAAAGCUGCAUAUAGAAAAUGAGAGAUUGCACGAAGAUAAGGAAUGUCUGCGUAAACUAAAAGAUGAGAUUGAAGAGAUUGGGGCUGAGACAACAAAGCAAGAAUCAAGGAUUCGCGAAGAACAUGAAAGCCUCAGGGUUACAAAAGAAGAGAGAGUCGAGUUUCUGAGGCUGCAAUCUGAACUGAAGCAGCAGAUAGAUAAAGUUAAGCAAGAGGAGGAGUUGCUCUUGAAAGAACGUGAAGAACUGAAACAAGAUAAGGAAAGAUUUGAGAAAGAGUGGGAAGCUUUGGAUCAGAAGAGGGCUGACAUAACUAAAGAGCAAAACGAAGUUGCUGAAGAAAAGGAGAAACUGAGAAAUUUGCAAAUAUCAGAAAAGCAUAGGCUGAAGAGAGAAGAGAUGACCUCAAGGGAUAAUUUGAAGAGGGAAUUGGAUGGUGUCAAGAUGCAGAAAGAAUCAUUUGAAGCCGACAUGGAAGAUCUUGAGAAGCAAAAAAGGAAUCUUGACAUGGAGUUUCAGAGGCAAGAAGAAGAGGGUGAGAGAGAUUUUAAUGAAAGGGCGAGAACAUAUGAGAAGAGAAGCCAAGAAGAGCUUGAUAACAUCAAUUACACAAAGAAGCUGGCUCAAAGAGAGAUGGAAGAAGUGCAAUACGAGAAGCUUGCUCUUGAGAGGGAAAGAGAACAAAUUUCUGUCCAAAAGAAGUUGUUGAAAGAACAAGAAGCUGAGAUGCAUAAGGACAUCACUGAGCUAGAUGUACUUAGAAGCUCUUUGAAGGAGCAACGAGAAAAAUUUAUCUGUGAAAGGGAGCGUUUCCUAGUAUUUCUGGAAAAACUUAAGAGCUGCAGUUCCUGUGGAGAAAUAACCGAAAAUUUUGUUAUGUCUGAUCUUCGACUACCUGAUGUUGAAGAUGGGGACAAACGUUUCGGGAAACAAAAAUUAAAAGUAGAGGAAGCUUUGAACAUUUCUCCCAGUGCAGAGAGUAGCAGGAGAACAUCUUUGCUUGGGAAAAUCGCUUCAAAGCUAUUGAGCAUAUCACCAAUUGGGAAAGAUAAAGUCACUGAUCUGGGUAUAACGGCUAAGCUUCCAGAAUCUUCGCAACCUGAUGAUACUCUGGAUAUAGUGUCAGGCGAUGAUCAAGAACCGUCUGCUACUGAACAGAGUUUCACAGAUAGUAGAAUACAAGAUGGUCCUGAAGGUUCCCUGCAAUCAGAGAUAAAGAGUGAUAAACCUAGACGAGGUAGAGGUAGAGGUAGAGGUAGGGGUAAGUCUGCUAGAGGAAGAUCGCAAGCAACAAAAGCUGCCUCUAGAGAUUCAAAACCAUCUGAUGGUGAAAUUCCAAGGAAGCGACAACGUGAACAGACUUCUAGAAUCACAGAAAGUGAACAGGCAGCUGGUGAUAGUGAUGAUGGUGUAGACAGUACCACAACUGGUGGACGUAGGAAAAAAAGACAGAUAGCUGUUCCAGUCUCUCAAACGCCUGGACAAAGCCGAUAUCAACUCAGGAGACAUAGAAAUGUAGGAACAGAAGAAGAUAAAGCACAAGCAUCAAUGGGUGCCACUAAAAAACAAGAGAGUGUCAAUGGUGAUAUUAGAACAGUGCCAAGUCCGAAGGAAACUCUUACUCCACCGCAAGGUGAGAAUAGAGAAAAUGGCAAAGCUGAAGUAUUCGUGGAGACGGUAACACAUGAGGAGAUUGUUAGGGUUGAAGUAGAGACUGAGUUCAAGGAUAACAACACGGGAAAUAGACUAGUCGAAGAUCAGCAGUUGGAAGGAGGAGGCAGCGGUGAAAUAAGAGAGCAUGGUAAAGAUGAUGAUGAGAAUUUCAGCAUGAUCGAAGAGGAGAACGAAGGAGAAGAAGAAGAAGAAGAAACAGAGCGCCAAGAUAAUGCUGGUAUUCAAGGAACCAAACCAGAGACUCGAAGCAAGGCAGAAACAGAGGAAAGUGAAGGAGGUCCCAUGGAGAAAACAGAGCAAGCUGCUCUCUACUCUACCAUUCAAGGCUUUGUUGGUGAAUCUUGGAAUGGUUCUUAUCUUUAUCCUGACCCUUGUGGCUGGACUCCUAUUCAGGGUGUGACUUGUGAUAUGUAUGAUGAUCUUUGGUAUGUAACUGCUCUAAGCUUUGGGACUAUGAAAGACAACUCUCUUGCUUGUUCUGAAAUUCCAGUGAUCAGACCACAACUUUUUGAGCUCAAGCACCUCAAGUCCCUCUCUCUUUUCAGCUGCUUCACAUCGCCUAACCGAUAUCUAGCUUCAAUCUCGGAUGAGAAGUGGUUGGAUCUCUCUAAAAGCUUGGAGAGACUUGAGAUCAGAUCAAACCCGGGACUGAUAGGUGAACUUCCUUCUGUCAUCACUAACCUCACCAACUUUCAAUCUCUGGUGGUGCUAGAGAACCAGUUAACAGGUCCAUUGCCAAAGAAUUUGGCCAAGUUAACCAGAUUGAGACGGUUAGUACUGUCUGGAAACCGGUUCACAGGGAGAAUACCGGAGGUCUACGGCUUAACCGGAUUGUUGAUAUUGGAUCUGAGCCGGAAUUUCUUAUCUGGGUCGUUGCCCUUAAGCAUUGGAGGAUUGGAUUCUCUGCUGAAACUCGAUCUUAGUAACAAUUACUUGGAAGGAAAGUUACCUAGAGAGCUAGAGUCUUUAAAGAAUCUGACUCUUUUGGACCUGAGAAACAACAGAUUCUCAGGCGGAUUGACUAAAGAGAUCCAAGAGAUGAAUUCUUUAGUAGAACUGGUUCUGUCCAAUAAUCGCCUAGCCGGGGACUUGACAGGAAUAGAGUGGAGAAAUCUGAAGAAUCUAGUGGUUCUUGAUCUCUCCAAAACAGGCUUAAAAGGGGAGAUUCCUGGUUCAAUCUUGGAGCUCAAGAAACUGAGGUUUUUGGGUUUGAGCAACAACAAUCUCGGAGGCAAACUCAUUCCACAAAUGGAAACUGAAAUGCCUAGUCUCAGCGCGCUCUACGUGAAUGGAAAUAACAUCAGUGGAGAGAUGGAGUUCUCUAGAAAGUUCUAUGAGAAGAUGGGAAGGAGACUUGGUGUUUGGGGGAACCCUAAUCUGUGUUACAACGGAAAUGAGAUCAAGAACCUUAGCGAUCAUGUUCCUUUUGGAGUGAACCAAUUUUUUGAUGAUCCUCUUCCUACAGAGAACUGCGCAGAAGAUUUUGUGAAAAGAGUUGAAUCAUUGUCUUCGAUGGAAAAUAACUCUGCAAAGCUUGAAAAUGGCAGAACUCCACAUUGUUGGACUUUUUUCAGUAGUAAACAAAGUUUCUCAGGAAAACAUCCCAACAGUCACGGCAUAGAAAGUUAGAGCUGGGAUGCUUCAAGGUGUGGAAAUCGCAUUGGGGUUUCCUGAAGGCUCGAUUCCUAAACCCGUUUAUACACGUCUCAUUGACUAUUGA
Molecule: messenger RNA, 4743 nt
Organism: Arabidopsis arenosa
Lineage: Eukaryota; Viridiplantae; Streptophyta; Magnoliopsida; Brassicales; Brassicaceae
Source: the annotation of a GenBank genome assembly